Molecule: messenger RNA, 321 nt
Organism: Parathielavia appendiculata
Lineage: Eukaryota; Fungi; Ascomycota; Sordariomycetes; Sordariales; Chaetomiaceae
Exons: 2
Coding region: 1-321 (106 amino acids)
Source: RefSeq, a predicted model, not a curated record
AUGAAGAACCGUCAACCCAGCACCCGCCCCCUGACGACCUCAGCCCGCGUCCACCCGCCAUUCCUCCCCUACCUACACAAUGCGUCACGCAGUAAAGGCAAGGGCCUGAAAUGGAUCCCACCCCUCGCCGUGGUCGUCACAGCAUGCUACGCCGCCUCCUCCUACCGUGAGGCCCACGAGCUAGCCGCUCAGCAGCAAGCCGACACCGACACCGAGAGGCGGCGGCGCGAGGCACUCAUGGCGGAUGCGUAUGGCGACCGGGGCAGCCUGGAGGAGCUGGAGAGGGCGGUUGCUGCUUAUGAGGCACAGAGGAAGGGGUGA